AUGUCAUCUAAGCCCCUACCUACAGACCUGCCUAUUCACACCUUUCCAUCCGCAAAAGAGUGGGAGGCUUUCCUCGACCGUGAACACGCGACUGCGCCAGGCUGCUAUAUCAAGCUUGCAAAGAAGUCGGCAGGCGUGGGUUCCAUCUCGUCUGCGGAAGCAGUCGAAGUCGCCCUAUGCUUUGGUUGGAUCGACGGCCGAGCAAACGGUGUCGAUGAGAACUGGUGGUUGGUCCGAUACACCCCUCGACGGUCGAAGAGUAUUUGGUCCCAGAAGAAUGUGAAUACGGUGGCGAGAUUGGUGGAGGAAGGCAGAAUGCGCCCGGCCGGCGUUGCCGCAGUCGAUGCUGCCAAAGCCGAUGGUCGUUGGGCCCGUGCAUACGACGGACCAGCGACCAUAACCUUGUCGGACGAUCUUACCGUUGCCCUCGGUGCUGCGCCCACGGCGUCUGCGUUCUUUGAGGGCCUGAGCAAGUCAGAGCGGUACACUGUGCUCUGGCGUGUCCAAACUGCUUCGCCUCAAACCCGGGCAAAGCGGAUCGAAGCGAUUGUUGAGAUGCUGGCUGGUGGCAAUGUGCCCGGCAGAGCACCAAGGCCCCAGACGCUGCCUAAGAACAAGCAAGCCGUGAAGAAGACGACCGCGAAGAAAUCCAAAGUGAGGCAAACCCCAGCAUCGGUAGACAUGGUAAUCGCGCAGUCUCCGCCGCCAAUGACCGAACCGAGACAACCUCGACGUCCUGGACUACGGGCCCGAGGCUGA
Molecule: messenger RNA, 759 nt
Organism: Cladophialophora psammophila CBS 110553
Lineage: Eukaryota; Fungi; Ascomycota; Eurotiomycetes; Chaetothyriales; Herpotrichiellaceae
Exons: 1
Coding region: 1-759 (252 amino acids)
Source: RefSeq, a predicted model, not a curated record